GACAAUAAAUUUGACAUUUGAAAUCCAAUAUAUAGGAUUUUGUGGAUAUAUAUGAAAGAUACUUUUUCGGAAUUUUUAUGUGAGAAAGAGAAUUAACGAAAUUAUUUUAAUAGAUCAGUUAAAUCAUAUAGUUAUCGGAAAUGCCGCCUAAAGCUAAACCGGCUGCUCCAAGUAAAAAAACUGAACAAAAAAAGAAGGAAAAGGUUAUUGAGGACAAAACAUUUGGACUAAAAAAUAAGAAAGGUGCCAAACAACAAAAAUUUAUUCAACAAGUGGAAAAGCAAGUGAAGACUGGUGGUUUACAUCCUCAAAAAGAAGAUACAAAGAAAUUAGAGAAAGAAAAGAAGUUGAAGGAACAAAAAGAAUUGGCAGCACUCUUCAGGCCUGUUCAAACUCAAAAAAUUGAGAAAGGAGCUGACCCAAAAUCAGUUGUUUGUGCUUUCUUUAAGCAGGGACAAUGUGGCAAAGGUGAUAAGUGUAAAUUUUCCCAUGACUUGGCAGUUGAAAGAAAAGCUGAAAAGAGGUCCAUGUAUGUUGACAUGCGAGAUGAUGGAGAUGGAGAUACUAUGGAAAAUUGGGAUGAAGCUAAACUUAAAGAGGUUAUCGAAAAGAAACAAGGGAAAUCGGCAGUGAUGCCUACAACAGACAUAAUCUGCAAGCACUUCUUAGAAGCUGUUGAAAAAUCUAAAUAUGGAUGGUUUUGGCAAUGUCCUGCUGGCGAAAACUGCAUAUAUCGCCACGCCUUACCACCAGGUUUUGUUCUCAAAAAAGAUAAAAAAAAACUUGAAGACAAGGAAAAUGAAAUCACCUUAGAUGAUCUGAUUGAGAAAGAAAGAGCAGCUCUAGGUCCUAAGCAAACUAAAGUUACCCUAGAAACGUUUUUGGCAUGGAAAAAGAGAAAGAUUCAGGAGAAAAAAGAUCAGGCCAAAAAAGAUGAAGAUAAGAAACGUACAGAUUACAAAGCUGGAAGACAAGUUGGAUUGUCCGGAAGGGAAAUGUUUAGUUUUAACCCAGAACUGGCGAAUGAUAAUGAUAUGGAGGAAGGAGAUGAGCUCUUUGACUCAACAACAUAUGCCCCAGAAGAAGAUUCUAAUGUUUACAAAGAGAUCAAUUUGGACAUAUUAGAGCAGGAUAUACAAGAGGUUAGUGCUGGACAUUAUUGUUGAGAUAUAAUUCAGU
Leptinotarsa decemlineata (Colorado potato beetle) is the source of this 1179-nucleotide messenger RNA. Its product is annotated as zinc finger CCCH domain-containing protein 15 homolog. Gene Ontology annotation, molecular function: metal ion binding; mRNA binding. Gene Ontology annotation, biological process: cytoplasmic translation. The record is from RefSeq and is a predicted model, not a curated record. Gene Ontology annotation, cellular component: cytosol. Lineage: Eukaryota; Metazoa; Arthropoda; Insecta; Coleoptera; Chrysomelidae.